AUGCUGAUUGAUUAAACAUCUAUUAUUCAUUGCUACGAAAAAAUAUAAAAAAAGGCAAUUAAUGGUUGUGUCACUGUGUUUAUAUUUGUAGCAUUCGAUGCUGAUUCGCUAUGCUCUUUAAAAAUAUUAACAGGAUUACUUAAGAGUGAUAAUAUAGCAUACAAAGUUUUACCUGUAACUGGGUUUAGUUAACUAGAAGCUUCUAUUGAUGAGUGUUAAACUAGUGAAAGCAUAUAAAGCAUGAUAUUUAUAAAUUGUGGAGGUGUUUUGGAUCUUACAUAAAAAUGGUUUGUUACAGAGAAAACCAAAAUUAAAGCAUACAUUUUUGAUAAUCAUAGACCUAUUCAUCAUCAUAAUAUAGCAGACAAGAAUAAUAUUGUUAUAAUUGAUGAUGGGACAUAAAACCAAUAAAAUUGUCCAGAAAGAGAAGAUGAAAUAUUACAAAUGACAGCUUAGCACGAAGAAGAUGAAGAUAUUUCAGAUAAUGAUAAUGAAGAUUAAGAUUAUAGUGAAGAAGAUGAUGAUGAUUUAUAAGAAUACGAGGAUGAAGAUGAAGGGUUUGAUGAAAAUGGCGAGAAUAAAUUAAAGAACAAAUUAGAUAAAAAAAGAAAAGAUUUAGCGUAUGAGGAUGAAGAAGAGGAAGAAUUUGGAAAAAAAGAUAGAAGAGAGAAAAAUAGAAGAAAGAGAAGAAGUGAUAAAAAGCUAAAAGAAAAGAAAAUGGAAAAAAAACUUAAAAUAGAAUAGCAUAAAUAAAAAAUGGAGAAUUACUAUGAAGGUUUUUAUUAUGGAAAAGCAACUAGUAUGCUCAUGUAUAAAAUAUGCUAAUAGGCUAAUAAAGAAAACAACAAUUAUUUAUGGUACACAAUCUUGGGUGCAACUGAUCUUUUAAUUCAUGGAAAAAUAACAUAAUAACAAUAUGAUCAAAUGUAUGAAGAGCUUGUAAUUGAAGUAGAGAAAGUUAAUAUUUAAAAAUAAGAAUUUAGCUAAGAUUUGAACGAGUCCAUCGCCAAUGAAUAAAGAUAGAAAAAUAUUGGCUUUAUAGAAGCAUCAAAUGAAUAUAGAUUUAUUUGUUUAAGAAAUUGGAAUUUAUAUGAGAGUAUAUAUUAUUCUAAUUACUUUGCAACUAAACUUGAAAUUUGGAAUGAAAAUGGAGAUUAAAAAAUAACUAGAUUAAUAGCAUUGCUCGGAAUACCUUUAGAAGAAGCUAAGUAGUAAUAUAAAUUUAUGAAAGCUUAAUUCAAGGAAAAGUUAAAGGAUAAUAUUCACAGCGUUGCAACUAAAUAUAAAUUGUAUAAUGUGCUAUUUAACUCCUUUGUUAGAUAGAUAGAUGAAAAGACUUAAGUCUCUUCAACGGAUAUGGUUUACUGUUUAACUGCUAUUUUAGAAUGUCCUAAAUAAAUUUUGCAAAAUAUAUUCGAAGACCCUUUAAAAGUUGGUUAAAGCAUUUAAACAGAUAAGACUUCAGAUAACAGCGAGGAAGGAUCUAAAAAUUAUAAUGAAAAAGAUAUCUUUGAUAGAAUUAAGAAUUUUUGGUGGGCAUAUGAGACUAUAUCUUCAAAAGAAGCUGUAUUAAUAUUAAAGGGAAUUGAUAUCGCAAUUCAAUUUUAAAAAGCUAUGGUAAAUGAAGCAAAAUUUGUGAUAGAUAGAGAUUUAAUAACUCAGUGCAGUGAUUUUAGAUUUUUAAAGCUAAAUAACGAUACAUACUCUUAAAAUUAAUACUUUUAGCAUCCUUAUUCUUUAUAAAAGCUUGCUCUAUUUUUGAUGGGUAUAUUUAAGGAGAAACAAAAAAGCAACCAACCAAUAAAGCCUAUUGUUUUAAGUAUAAAAAAUUCUAUUACAUAGACUCAGACCAUUAUAGGUGUUGUUGGAAACCAUUACUCUGCUAGCACUAAAAAUGAUUUUGCCUUUAAAUUCUAGUCUGCUGCAAAAGCCUUAAAUCUUCAAUAUAAAUAGGACGAUUUUGAAACAUCAAUUAUUGAAAUCAAAGAUUAAGAUUUUGACGUUUUUCUUGAUGAAAUUACAUUAGCCAAAUGA
Messenger RNA from Tetrahymena thermophila SB210, 2034 nucleotides. RefSeq names its product CDC45-like protein. Gene Ontology annotation, molecular function: single-stranded DNA binding; chromatin binding; DNA replication origin binding. Lineage: Eukaryota; Ciliophora; Oligohymenophorea; Hymenostomatida; Tetrahymenidae. The transcript is spliced from 11 exons. Gene Ontology annotation, biological process: mitotic DNA replication preinitiation complex assembly; double-strand break repair via break-induced replication; DNA replication initiation. The record is from RefSeq and is a predicted model, not a curated record. Gene Ontology annotation, cellular component: DNA replication preinitiation complex.